AUGGCCUGGUUGAUGGUUACGUUCUUGGACAAGGUGUAUCUAAAAAGUCAAAUUAUCCAAGAUGAUUGUGCUGUGCAACUAUUGAAAUUCUUCGAGGAAGAUACACCUUCAAAAUCAAUCAAUACUCCUCUUGAUCACAAAUUCUUCAUUUCCAUCCUUCUCGAUUCCACCCGGAGAGAUUUUCAAGCACACGGAAAAGAGACCACAUCAGUCGCGAUGGCUCCCUUCGAUGACAACGCUCCAGAUAUCAUUUCCAACUUAAGCAAUAGCAAUCCCACCAAAAGUAUCCAAGAAUGGCCCGGAUUACCUUCCGAUUCCGAGGAAACAGAAGCUCCAACCACGAUUGCAUAUUCACGCAAUGCGAAUGGUAGACAUGAAACCUUUGGAUUUAGCUCGGGAGGGGGUGUAAGAGAUAUGCCCGAAACUGUUGACGAAGCAAAAUAUUUCGUGACGGGUUAUCCACAUCAGAUUUAUAUGCACGUGAAACUGUGUAUUGAAGCAAUUACCGGGAGUUGGAAAGAGAAAAGGAUCGAAUUUGUUUUUAGCCUUCCCACCACCUGGGAUGCUCAAGACACGGUCAAUAGAUUCAUAGAAGCGAUGAGUGCGGCAGGCUUCACAUCUCAAAAUCCAGAUAAGCAUUCGGCGAAAUUGGAAUUGAGCGAAGCUGAAGCUGCAGCUGUUUAUUUUGUGACAAAUUCUGAAAUCGAGCUUGAGAAAGGAGAUAUCAUCCUCAUUUGUGAUGCAGGUGGAGGAACGACCGACCUUGGUCUUGUCAAAGUAGCGGAUCCAAGCCCAGAAAGACCAGCAUUGAAGCAGGUAGCAAAAGUUAAGGGUGUUGGUACCGGAUCGACAGUGAUUGAUCGAGCAUUCGAACGUCUCGUACCGAAUCGAUUGGAUGCGUAUCCCGACAUAGAACUUCCAGAUAAUCCUGCACAUAAACUAGCGAGAAGUUCAUCCUUUCAGUCUAUUCAACAUAAUUUCGGAACGACUUCAGAACUAAAUCACCCGGGAAUUCGGAUUGAAAAAGGUGGAAUGCAACUUUCAAGAUUCGAAAUACAACAUCCGUUUGACGUGCAAAUUUCUGGUAUAAUACGUAAAAUCGACAAACAACUAGAUUGGAUGCAAACGCAUAGAAGCCAUGAUGAUGUGAAAUUCCUUGUCUUGAGUGGCGGUCUUGGAGGUUCACAAUAUGUCAAGACCAAGAUUGAAGAAUACUUCUAUCGAAAUCCUCGCCAAAUAGCGCAUCAUGGAAGGCGAAGAAUAAAAGUUGGAUCGGCGACUCUGAAAACUAGAGUAGCGAGAGCAAGUUAUGGUGUCUUAUGUCGUCAGGAAUACGACCCCGCGAUUCAUGUAGGAGAAACCAUCGUAACUGAUCCUUACAACAAGAAGCAGAAAUGGGCGACGAUGCAAAUUGACCCAUUAUAA
Messenger RNA from Botrytis porri, 1425 nucleotides. RefSeq lists its product as uncharacterized. The transcript has 9 exons. The coding region runs from base 1 to 1425 and encodes 474 amino acids. The record is from RefSeq and is a predicted model, not a curated record. NCBI's taxonomy places the organism in Eukaryota, Fungi, Ascomycota, Leotiomycetes, Helotiales, Sclerotiniaceae.